Molecule: messenger RNA, 1773 nt
Organism: Haemorhous mexicanus (house finch)
Lineage: Eukaryota; Metazoa; Chordata; Aves; Passeriformes; Fringillidae
Product: zinc finger protein 883-like
Exons: 2
Coding region: 12-1676 (554 amino acids)
Source: RefSeq, a predicted model, not a curated record
AGGAGCUGAGCAUGGAGAGCAGGGAGGACAAAUCCCCGGGGCAGAACCUGGUGGAAGAGGCCGUUUUGAGCGGCUCCACGGCGCAGGAACGCAACGGGGAGGAAAAGCCCCAGAGAUCCCUCACGAGGAGGGGCUGCAAACGCAGAUGGCGGGGAUCUGAGGGGGAAAGAGCCAGCCUGGGCCGGGAAGGCGGCCGGAGAUGGAGCCAGAGCUCGGAGCUGGUGCUCCAUGAGCAGCUCCAUGAUGGGGAGAAGCCCAACACGUGUGGGGAGUGUGGGAAGAGCUUCAGGUGGCGCUCCCUCCUGAUCAGGCACCAGAGGACCCACACUGGGGAACGGCCCUACGAGUGUGAUCAGUGCAGGAAGAGGUUUCAGACCAGCUCCAAUCUCCUCAAGCACCAGCGCACUCACACAGAGGAGAGGCCCUUCCGCUGCCCCGACUGCGGGCAGGGCUUCAGGCAGAAUGACCAUCUUGUCAUGCACCAACGCAUCCACACUGGGGAGAGGCCCCACGAGUGUGAGGAAUGUGGGAAGAGCUUCAGCCGGAGCUCCAACCUGAUCAGGCACCAGAGAACCCACACUGGGGAGAGGCCCCAUGAGUGUGGGGAGUGUGGGAAGAGCUUCAGCCGGCAUUCCAACCUGAUCCUCCACCAAAAGAUCCACACUGGGGAGAAGCCCUACGAGUGUUCUAAGUGUGGGAAGAGGUUUCAGACCAACUCCCAUCUCCUCCAGCACUAUCAGAUUCACAGAGAGGAGAGGCCCUUCCAGUGCCCUGACUGCGGGAAGGGAUUCAAGCACAACUCCACCCUCAUCAACCACCAGCGCAUCCACACUGGGGAGAGGCCCUACGAGUGUCCCCAGUGUGGGAAGAGCUUCUCACGGAGCUCUACCUUGACACAACACCAACGCAUCCAUGAUGGGGAGAAGCCCCACAAGUGUGGGGAGUGUGGGAAGAGCUUCAGGUGGAACUCUGAGCUGAUCAGGCACCAGAGGACCCACACUGGGGAACAGCCCUACGAGUGUGAUCAGUGCAGGAAGAGGUUUCAGACCAGCUCCAAUCUCCUCAAGCACCAGCGCACUCACACAGAGGAGAGGCCCUUCCGCUGCCCCGACUGCGGGCAGGGCUUCAGGCGAAAUGACCAUCUUGUCAUGCACCGACACAUCCACACUGGGGAGAGGCCUUACGAGUGUGGGGAAUGUGGGAAGAGCUUCAGGCACAGCUCCCACCUGAUCAGGCACCAGAGAACCCACACCGGGGAGAGGCCCUGCAAGUGUGGGGAGUGUGGGAAGAGCUUCAGGCACAGCUCCACCCUGAUCAGGCACCAGAGAACCCACACCGGGGAGAGGCCCUACAAGUGUGGGGAGUGUAGGAAGAGCUUCAGCCGGCAUUCCAACCUGAUCCUCCACCAAAAGAUCCACACUGGGGAGAGGCCUGCCGAGUGUUCCAAGUGUGGGAAGAGGUUUCGGAGCAACUCCCAUCUCCUCCUGCACUAUCGGAUUCACAGAGAGGAGAGGCCCUUCCAGUGCCCUGACUGCGGGAAGGGAUUCAAGCACAACUCCACCCUCAUUACCCACCGGCGCAUCCACACUGGGGAGAGGCCCUACGAGUGUCCCCAGUGUGGGAAGAGCUUCUCACGGAGCUCUAACUUGACCCAACACCAACGGAGGCACCGGUAAGGGAAGUCCUGUGAGUGCCCCAAGUGUGGGAAGAGCUUCGUGUGCUGCUCCAGCUCCAUCCCCCACUGGAGGAGCCACUUUGGGCACAGCCCUGGUC